Molecule: messenger RNA, 3887 nt
Organism: Onychomys torridus (southern grasshopper mouse)
Lineage: Eukaryota; Metazoa; Chordata; Mammalia; Rodentia; Cricetidae
Gene: Tprn
Product: taperin
Exons: 4
Coding region: 1122-3395 (757 amino acids)
Biological process (GO): stereocilium maintenance; auditory receptor cell stereocilium organization; sensory perception of sound
Cellular component (GO): stereocilium base
Molecular function (GO): phosphatase binding
Source: RefSeq, a predicted model, not a curated record
UUGCCUCUGCCUCCUGAGUGCUGGGAUUAAAGGCGUGUGCUGCUGCCUAGUUUGUGGUCCCCAAUUUUCUAAUGCCUCCAAGCAGUUGGCCUACUGUGUACCCUGGGAAAGGGUGCAGAUUGGACAUUAUGCAGUUCUGUCCAAAGAAACUUUUUCUAAAGACUGUUGGCUGUGAGGUUGUGCCCCCUGAGUCACUAACCCCCUACCCAUUCUCCGAGAUAGGGAGUUCAACAGGAGUGAGUGGGACCUAUCCUAAUUUUUGUGCACAUUUGCAUGACAGAACUGCCGAAGUGUAUGAAGCUCUUCUUGUAUGUGUGCCCUGUUUGUGUGUAGAAAUGAGGCUGCUUAUUUGGUAUCUCCUACACCUAUGGAUACCUGGCAGGACCACAGAUGGCAAGCUAUGCACCAGAGAUUCACUUACAUAGGUCUAAUCAACAGGUCUGGGAUCUACAAAAACGAGAUUCUCAAAAAAUUUUUUCCCUUAUGCCUGGAUGGAUUUCAGAAGCAGCAUUUCUAGGUCCUGAAGGGGCCCUGGCCUGCCUGCUCACGGAGGAUCAAGGACUCUGGAUUAGAGCAGGGCCUGGGCUCCAAGGUGCAAGGCCCACACGCUUGUGUACUGUCCACUGGAGCAAGGAACGCUCUGCUUCCGCGCAGGGCUCUUUCCCAAGAAAACAGAGUUGCUGUCCGAGUGUCGAGGGGGUCGGAACUGUACCAAGGUCAUCUAGGUCGCAAGGGUCCGCGAGGCGAUAUGCCAAGAUCAGUCCUGCCUAAUUGUGGUCCACAGGUGCUGAGUCCAGAGCGCAGAGGCGGAAGUGAGGGGCAGCCAUUGAGCUGUGUCUCACUGGGGAGCGUGUUCACCGAUCUUCACCAAUAGAGACUGGCCGGUGCCGGUCGUAGUCCAAUAAGAACUCUAUAGGGGAGGGUGUAAGUGAGUGUUCGCCAAUCAAUUAGGCCGUAUACCUCUACCAUUGGCGGUCAGUUCUGCCCUUGGGUCAGAGCGCGCUUGCCCAAUUGGCGGCUACCAAGGGGGGCGUGGCACGGCGCGGUACUGAGGCAGGUAGCUGAGAGUCUGUCGGGCGAGCGGCCGCCUGUGCAGUCCCGUCGGCGGCUGCGUCCGCAGCAUGGCCGGCCUGGGGCGGCCGGGCCCGGGGCCGCGCACCGCGAUGCCGGCCUGGAAGCGGGAGAUCCUCGAGCGGAGGCGUGCUAAACUGGCCGCCCUGAGCGGAGGUCCCGGACCCGGAGCGGCGCCGGAGGGACAGAACGAGAAGCUGGUUCUGGCCGAGAGUCUGGGUCCGCUAAGCGAGAACCCGUUCAUGAGACUUGAAUCGGAGCGGCGGCGAGGGGCACGGCCGGCGCAGCAGCUGCUGGAGCUGUACCGUCGCGUGCCCGGCGUACGUACCAUCCGAGCCGACAACAUCCUCAUCAUCGAGUCAGCGCCUGGCUUCCCGCCCGCCGUGCCGCCCGCUGCGGGAAUCCGCGCUGCCGAGGUAGUGGUGUACGAGGCGCCUCAGCCGGGCCGUGUCAGCCGCCUGCUGGAGAAGUUCGAUUCCCCAGCCGCGCCCCGCAGCCGCGGAAGCCCAGAGCGCCCCCGCCCUGGGCUCCCGCAGCUUCCCGUGGCGUCUGCAUCUGCUGCCACGCGCUCUCCCACCAAUCGGUCGUUGGCUCCUGGCCCAUCGGUGCUUCUCAGCCAGCCGGCACUCCCUGUUUCGUCUGUCCCGGUUGCUCCGCGCGCGGGACAGCGCUCCGCCUGUUGCGAGCCCGCGCACCCCGAUGGCACCGCAGGCCCCGGGGCCCGGCGCAGCGACUUCCUCCAGAAGACCGGCAGCAACUCUUUCACUGUUCACCCCCGGGGCCUGCCCCGCGGUGCGGUCAAUCGCUCGCUUUCUAAUGGACCCAUGACCCAGAAGUCCCCGGCCGGCCCUGCCAAUGGGUUGUCGGGCUCUCCUCCUGCGCCGGGCAAGUGGAAGCCAAAGGUGGAGUCAGAGGAACCCUCCCUCCACCCACUCCCAAGCCCUGGGACCCCAAGUGCCACUCCAGUUGGGCCCCCUGCCUUCCCGGCGCCCAGUCCAGCCAGUGCCACUCCCAGCCAGCGCCGGUGGGUCUCCUCUGCCACCAGCGCCAAUGACUCCUUCGAAAUAAGGCCAGCCCCCAAGCCAGACGUGGAAACUAUCCCAAUCGGGGACCUUCAGGCCAGGGCCCUGGCCAACCUCCGUGUUAACUCCCGCAACUCCUUCAUGCUGAUCCCCAAGCGCAAGGCCCUUGGGGACCAUCCUUCGGAGGGGAGGCAGUCAGAGGAGCCAAACAGGGAGGUAGGCUGGGCCUCUCAAAGCCAGGGGCUCAGAGCCCAGCUGGUGUCUACAGUGGAUGGUUCACCAGCCCUAGAGAGGAGUCCCUUGGCUGCUGAGGAGCAGUGGGCAGCUAGGGAGGGGGGCUGCCCAAGGCCAGCCACUGCUGUCACAGACAAGUCUGUUAGGUGGCAGAGGCCAUCCUCACCACCUCCAUUUCUACCAGCCACUGUUGAAGCUGAGCCGGCUGAAGGCUUGGGGGUUCCUGGCUUGGCCAAGAAUGGCCAGGAGCCUGGGAGGCCAGGACUUCCAGUCACCUUCAUUGAUGAAGUCGACUCAGAAGAGGAAGCCUCUCAAGAAGCCAAACUGCCCUCCUCAGCAGCUGGUGUGCCUCCCCAGUACCACCUGCACCUUGCCAGGCCUGGGCACACCACCUCGGAACUCCCAAACCGAGGCAGCAACACUUUCAUAGUGGUGCCCAAGAGGAAGCCAGAGACCCUUCAGGAGCCACACUUCCGUCAGGCCAAUGGGCAGUCCCAGCGACAGGAGGCUGAGGAACAGGAUGCUGAUGGCCUCUCAGGACCUCACACUGCCCUGGAGAACACCCUUAAGAAACGCUACCCCACUGUGCAUGAGAUUGAAGUGAUCGGUGGUUACCUGGCCCUGCAAAAAUCCUGCCUCAUCAAGGCUGGCUCUUCAAGAAAAAAGAUGAAAAUAUCCUUCAAUGACAAGAUCCUGCAUACAACGUUUGAGUACCCUUCCGAGAGCUCCCUAGCACAGGAGGAAGCAGAGGAGGAGGAGGAGGAAGAAGGAGAGGAGGAUGGCGAAGAGGAGGAAGUAGGGCUUGACUCAGAGAAGCCCUUUGCCCUCUUCCUGCCUCGGGCCACAUUUGUAAGCAGUGUGGGACCUGAGAUCCCCCGACUACCAGAUGGCAGCUCAGGCCUGUCCAGCUACACUCCCAAGCAUUCUAUGGCCUUCAGCAAGUGGCAGGAGCAGACAGUGGUGCAGGCUCCAAGUGAGGUGGAACUCCCACCCAAGGAGGUCAUGCUAACACCUGCCAGUCAGAAUGAUCUCUCGGACUUCCGCAGCGAGCCAGCCCUCUAUUUCUGAACCCUGGGGCUGCCAGGAUGGCCAAGACUUAGUCCCAAGUGUGGUGGUUCUGGAAGCAAGUCAACGCCCAGGAGCCCUGACUUUAUUCUGUGUCCUUCCAUCUGGCUCUCCCAGCCUUCCUCUCUCCCUGUUGCCUCUUGCCCUUAGGGCCAGGUCUGAAUCUCAUUCCUGUUUGAGGGCUCCACGGAAGAACAGGUGGGAAUUGCCUAUGGGACAGGCUGACGUCUGUCCGUAACAUCCCAUUUGUGAUGAGCUGGAGGCCUGAACAAAUCUUGCCCCAGGGUGCUGUCUGUCCUGCCUCUCAGCUCCUACCUUCUGGGGAGUGGCCAGUCAGGAGUGAGAGGCUGUCCUAGCCAUUUGCUCUUUGCUGAACCCCAGGCUCCUGCCCUCAGCGCAUGAUUCUGCCAUGGUGGAACUCAGCUACCCUUCAUGACAGAUGGCAGGGUGUUUUCUUUCCUGAUAUUUGACUCAAUAAACAGCACUGUACCAAGG